UCUGUAGUUUUCUCAACUAUAUGUAGUACAAAAUGUGAUUAGAUAUGUUUAGAGAUCUUAUGACACUAAUUUUCAUGUUUCCUUAUAGGAGUGGCAUGCAUAACCUGUUCUGACACAUAAGUACUGCCCAAAACACAAACACUAAGACAUUUUCACUACUACAGACAGUAGGUACACUGCAUUCAUCUGAAGACUAAAGCCUUAAGUUUUGAUGAUGAUAACCACAAAUCUGCUGAUCAAGUCAUUGACCUGUUUAUACCUCACAAUAUUUCUCAUGACAAGUCAGACUCUGGCCUUUCUGUCUUUGUCGCCAAAAUCCAAGACACAUCAGGACAUAACCCGUAAUGCAAUUUUACAGACAACAGUCGAUGUCUGCAGAUCACGAGCACUCCAGGAUGGAAAACAUUUUGUUUUGCCAGACGCACUGACAGUAGCAUCAGUGGCAAAAGCUUGUUCCUCUUCUGAUUCAGCCAAAGAUUUACAAAUCAGCAUCAAUGAUAUAAAUCAAUACAAUGCUUUGGUCGAUGUUGAGUAUCCCUUCAUUGGACGUUACCAUUUCAACAACGAGGAGUUUUGGGCAGGACAGGAUCUUAUUACUGCAGGAGUUUCUGCUGUUAAAAACCAUGCAAAGCAGCAGAACUAUCAAGCUGCCAGAGCGAUGCUUGGUAAAACUUUACACACUUUGCAGGAUUUCUACAGCCAUAGUGACUGGAUUGAACUGGGAAAUAGAAAAUCUUACACCAACCUGAUUAAACCAGAUACCCUAAUUAGCAACAUAGCAGAUUCAGAAACAUGCAGGAGUUGUUAUGGAGAUGGCUGCUCAGGAAACAUCUUGGAGGCGGUCAUUACAGAGCAGAAAUUAACAUCAGGAUACUUUGGCCCAUCCAAACCAAAUGGAAAGUGUAGUCAUGGAGGAGAAGCUGAUCUAUCAAGUUGGGGGCAAGGUGGCAUAAAUAAGGAUACCCCAACCUCCAGCCAUGGUCACCUACAUGAAGAAGCAGCAUUGGUAGCCACUAAUGCUACCACAGAACUACUGGAUGACAUUAGAGCAGCACUUGGAGAUUCUGAUUUUCUUCGACUGUUGGGACUAGGCAAGACGUCAGCACUGUGUUUUGUUAUAGACACCACUAGCAGCAUGUCUGAUGACAUUGCCAAGCUCAGAAAAGUGACUUCAGCUAUCAUUAACAGUAAAAAAGGCACUGCAGUUCAACCAUUACAAUACAUCCUGGUGACAUUUAAUGACCCAGAUUAUGGCCCACUUACAAGAACAGUGGAUCCUAAGGUGUUUCAAGACGAAAUCAAUGCACUUAUACCUGAUGGUGGAGGAGAUGAUCCUGAAAUGUGUCUCUCAGGACUCCAGCUCGCCCUCACUGGAUCUCCAGUGCAGACUGAGAUUUUUGUUUUCACAGAUGCUGAUGCAAAAGAUAAACAGUUGAAAAAUGCUGUGCAAGCACUGAUUGAGACAAAAAAAUCUGUAGUUACCUUCAUACUAACUAGAUCCACUAGUUCUCCAAGUGCCACGCCCUUAUAUAGCCAACAGCAAGUUUCUCCUCAGCUUGUCGAUAUACAGCUCUACCAGGACCUGGCUCAGGCCUCUGGGGGCUAUGUAAUUGAAGUCACCAACAUGAACCAAGCUUCUAACACCAUUGAGGCUACCUCCAACUCUACAAUGGUCACUCUAUUUCAAACUAUAAGAAACCCAGCAAAAUAUGAAACCUUCCCAGUCUUUGUGGAUUUUUCUGUGCAAAACCUGAUAAUUUACAUCACAGGCAACUCUACAGAUUACACCAUCACUAGUCCCACAGGAGUCUCAAAGAACUCCCCCAUACUGCAAAGCAGUGAGACUUCAUGGCCUAUUCAGGGUUUUGCUAACCUUGACAUUGUGCAGCCAAAUGAAUUAGAGCAGGCUGGACUCUGGCACUUCAGUAUUAACUCAACACAGCCCUACACCAUCAAAGUUGUCGGUCAAAGUGAGAUUGACUUCCUUUACAACUUUGUACAACUUUUCCAAGGGCUUCAUUCAAGCUAUGCUGUAUUAAACUGCAGACCUAUAGCAAACGCCAAUAUCAGCCUGUUGCUGUCCAUGGUCGGCGGGGACAAUUUGAGACCUACAAAGGUGUCUGUGGUCAAUGCAUCAAGUUCAAACUAUUUUCCAGGGAAACUAGUCAAGAUAGGUAGUGGGCAAUACUUGGUGAACUUCAGCAGCAUCCCAGCAGGAGAGUUUACUAUUCGAAUUAUAGCACCCUCUACUGGUGAAUUUAGACAGGUAAACUUCUUAAGUGCUUAUCCCUUAAUAUCUUUUGGUAGACAUUUUCUGCUCAUGAAAACUGACCUGUCAAACUUGGGCUAUAAGAUCAAAACAGUAAUUAAUCAAGAGCUAUCAGAGUUUUCUUUAAAAAUGUACUUUCUUUCUAAUUACCCUCAGGCUCCACCUUCUGAAAGAAUUGAACCAGGAAAACAAGUCACUCUACCUUUCAGAGUGGCAACCGAUGGCUCUGGAGGAAGAUUUAAUAUCAGAGUCAGCAAUGAUCACAAUUUUGACACUAGCUUUAACACAUCCAUAACUCUCGAGAGUGGGGGCAGUGCCAAUGGCACAGUAACUCUGACUGCUCCUACAAAUGCUUCCUUUGGAACUGAAGUCACUGUGACAAUCCAGGCUGAAGCAGCUGAUGGAAGCGACUUCAACUACGUUGUGUUGCGUCUUGCUGUUGAUGCUCCGUCCAAAGAUUUCAUCCCUCCAAUGUGUACGAUAGUUAGCAUAAAUGCUGACUGUCCGGGCGACUGCAGAAACUCCUCAUGGGACCUCACUGCCGAAGUGACUGGUGGAUUUGGAUCAAAUAUUCCGAGUGUGAGAGUCCUCCAGGGAAAUGGCAAACUCAUCAUCACCAGCGUCCUCAAUGACACGGGCAUUGUCACUACAGUAGUCUACACCUCAUCUUGCUGUUUCCCAGAGUUGGAACUGGUUGCUAUAGAUGAAGUGGGAAAUGUCGUCACCUGCUUCAAAUCUCCGAGCGCUAUAGCUGCAUCUAUAAUCCUCAAUUCUGGUGUGGAAUUUUUCUUGGUUUUGCCAGUUAAGCCUUUAAGCCUUUGGCUUAAUAUGGGAGUCUCACUUUAUCAAUUCAUGCAGCUCUAA
Molecule: messenger RNA, 3133 nt
Organism: Ictalurus furcatus (blue catfish)
Lineage: Eukaryota; Metazoa; Chordata; Actinopteri; Siluriformes; Ictaluridae
Product: von Willebrand factor A domain-containing protein 7-like
Exons: 16
Coding region: 212-3133 (973 amino acids)
Source: RefSeq, a predicted model, not a curated record